Molecule: messenger RNA, 1894 nt
Organism: Danio rerio (zebrafish)
Lineage: Eukaryota; Metazoa; Chordata; Actinopteri; Cypriniformes; Danionidae
Gene: sccpdha.2
Product: saccharopine dehydrogenase a, tandem duplicate 2
Cellular component (GO): lipid droplet
Source: RefSeq, marked validated
CUGUCAGGUGUUUCUCACUCCCUGUAGUCUGUCUCCUCCAGUCAGAACGGACAGCAGCUCCACAGCACUAAAGCCAUGACGGCGUUCAGCACCUCACCCGGCAGACCCUACCACAUUAUCAUCUUCGGCGCUUCGGGCUUCACCGGACAGUUUGUGGUGGAGGAAGUGUCCCGCUGCGCGUCCGAGGGACCCAAUGGGAGCUUGAAAUGGGCCGUCGCGGGCAGGAGCAAAAGCAAACUGGAGAAAGUAAUCGAGCAAGCAUCUGCAAAUCUCAGUAAACCGGAGCUGAAGACUGAGGUGGAUAUUAUAGUUGCAGAUGUCAGUGAUCAGGAGUCACUGGCUGCCAUGUGCAAACAGGCUGUCAUUGUGCUCAGCUGUGUUGGGCCUUAUAGGUUUUUUGGUGAAUCUGUUGUCAAGUCUUGUGUGGAGAACGGAGCUCACUGCCUUGAUAUCUCUGGAGAACCACAGUUUCUGGAGGGGAUGCAGCUAAACUACCAUGACCAGGCUGCUGAUAAGGGGGUCUACAUUGUGGGAAGCUGUGGUUUCGACUCCAUUCCUGCAGACAUGGGUGUCAUCUACACCCGCGACCAGUUCAAAGGGACACUGACAGCAGUUGACAGCUUUCUGACUCUAGGCUCAGGCCCAGAGGGAGGCUGCCUUAAUGAUGGUACCUGGCAGUCUGCCAUCUAUGGUUUAGCAGACAAGGGCAAGUUGAAAACCCUCAGGAAAAAGUUUGGUCACAAGCCUCUUCUUGUGGUCGGGCCAAAAAUCAAACGGAAGGGUUUGCUGUUUUACAGUAGUGAGGUACAGCAGUAUGCAAUUCCCUUCAUGGGCACAGAUCCAUCAGUGGUGAAAAGGACCCAGCGUUAUCUGCAUGAAGAACUCAAUGAAACUCCGGUUCAGUACGGGGCGUACGCAGGUAUUGGUGGGAUUUCCAACGUUUUCAAAUUUCUCAUCGGUGGAUUUAUGUUCUGUUUGCUUGCGUUGUGCAGUUGUGGCAGAAAACUCCUCAUUAAGUAUCCAGGGUUCUUCUCAUUCGGCCUCUUCUCCACAGAGGGUCCUACUAAAAAACAGAUAGAGGACGCUUCUUUCCACUUCAUCUGUUUGGGAGACGGUUACACUGAAGGCCAGGACCCCAGCAAGGGCAAACCCAAUGGCAAGAUCCGUACUGAGGUCAAAGGACCAGAGAUAGGAUAUGUCACCACACCGAUCACUAUGGUUCAAGCAGCCAUUACUAUGUUGAAUGAACCAGACUCCCUUCCACAAACUGGCGGUGUUUACACUCCAGGAGCGACAUUUGCCAAGACCACCCUCAUCAAACGCCUCAACAAACAUGGCAUCGAGUUCUCUGUCAUUUAAGUGGGAGAUUAAACGCACAACCAGCUCAGCUUCUGAAGCAUCUAAUCGUUUGCUUGAUUGAACGCAGAGAAAUCUCGUUGCUAUAUGGAGCUUCCUAUACAGUGUUGCUGUUUCCAGUUUAGUGUGCUGGCCUGCGCACACUGGGAUGGUUUAUUAGCAUGCACUUUGUUCUGAUGACUGCGAAUUUUGCACAAAUCUUUCCAUUUAAUCAGCCGAUUCCGUUUAAAAAUUGGAUAUUAAUCGUGUUGUUUUUAUCACUAACAGAAAUGCUAGCUCUCGCAGAUGACAGACAUCUUUAAAAAGAUAUUCCAAGCACUCCCAAAGGUUGAAAGAAAAUGGUUUAAGAAACCAGCACUGCUUUUUUUUGUCAUUGUAAUUUGUUAGAUUUGUGAAUCCUAUUGCAGAACUGCACUAAUGCAAGAAAUGAGAAGAAAAAAACAUGUUUUAGAGACCAAUAAACCAGUGAAUUGUCUGAAAGAUUGCAGAAUACUGUUCUUGUUUGUUUGUAACAAAAUAAAGAACAUAUCAAACCGUA